Messenger RNA from Amoebophrya sp. A25, 1105 nucleotides. Lineage: Eukaryota; Dinophyceae; Syndiniales; Amoebophryaceae. The record is from the annotation of a GenBank genome assembly.
AUGGCAACUCCAGCUGCUUCCUCGAGUGGUUCACAACCAUCGGCGGUUGUUCCAGUCCUUCAACCAGAUGGGUCAUGGGCAGUGCCAGUGAGUAUACCACUACCGGAUGGAUCGUCUGUCGUACAAUGGAUUCCGUUGGCAGGAAUACCAGCACCAACAGCUUCACCGGCAGCAACAGCAUCGUCACCGCAGACAGCACCAACAUCAGCAGCAGUCUUGCCGGCAGCAACAACGUCGUCGCCGCCGACAGCAUCAACAUCAGCAGCAGUCUUGCCGGCAGCAACAACAUCGUCACCGCAGGCAGCAUCAAUAGUAGCAGCAGUCUCGGCCGUGACAACUCCGUCGUCGCCGCAAACAACAUCAACAGGAGCAUCAAAUGUAGCGGCAAAGUCACCAACUGCUGGCGGAAAGGGCGAGAAAUCAAGUAACGGCCUUCCUGUCAAACAAGUGCACUCAACCGCAGGCACUGCUGUCUCUAGGAACUCUGCGCAGACGACUUCAUCAAGCAGCCCUUUUUCGGUGGCACAAGUGGAGGCUUCUGGUGAUACCAACUCUAAAAAACCAGAGGCUGGGCCUGUGACGGAAGCGCGCCCUGCUGUGCCUAGCUACCGUGCGGCUUUAGUUGGAGGAAGCAGCGGAUCUAGCGAUAGUAAAGGACUGACGGGCGGCGUAACGCCACGCAAUAAAGGAGGAGCAGGUGGAGUCACGCCGUGGCAAGUUGGCGUCGCGACACCGCAAAAGCCGAAUGCUGUGACAGAAGGAACACCACGCAAAGGGGCUGCUCGAGUAGCAACACCACAAAAAGGAAGCCUUGGCGAAAGCGAGGCGAAGCCAGUAGCACUGCAGCAAGUAGUGGAAAUAGAAGAACCAAGGCAGCAGGGUGCUGCUACUGGAAGUACGGCUUCUCUUGCAGUCGGAUCACAAGAGCGAGAAGUGGCACUGCAGGCAGAAGGCUUAGCCACAAGCACUAGUGCCAACGGCGCCACAAGUGCCGAACAGAAUGCAGUCGCGGGUGAUGGAAUACCCCAGCCAGCCGCGGGAAGUGCCGAACAGAAUGCAGUCGCGGGUGAUGGAAUACCCCAGCCAGCCGCGGGACGCAAAGUGA